Molecule: messenger RNA, 1354 nt
Organism: Pelobates fuscus (common spadefoot toad)
Lineage: Eukaryota; Metazoa; Chordata; Amphibia; Anura; Pelobatidae
Product: oocyte zinc finger protein XlCOF7.1-like
Exons: 1
Coding region: 62-1354 (430 amino acids)
Source: RefSeq, a predicted model, not a curated record
AUCUAUUAAUAACAGAACCAAGUCUAACUCUGAAAAAUCAAGCAUUUUGUCACAUUCCUGUAUGUUCUCAAAGGAGAUAGUAAACAUAAACCCCAAACCAUGCUCGUGUUCUGAAUGUGGAAAAUGUUUUAUCACUAAAGCAGUGCUUGUCCGUCAUCAGAGAACUCACACAGGAGAGAAACCGUUCUCAUGUUCUGCAUGUGGAAAUUGUUUUGGCAAACAUUCAAAUCUUCUUAUACAUCAGAGAACUCACACAGGAGAGAAACCGUUCUCAUGUUCUGAAUGUGGAAAAUGUUUUGGGCAACCUUCAAAUCUUCUUAGACAUCAGAGAACACACACAGGAGAGAAACCAUUCUCAUGUUCAGAAUGUGAGAAAUGUUUUGCCCAGAAAGAAGUACUUGACCUUCAUCAGAGAACUCACACAGGAGAGAAACCAUUCUCAUGUUCUGAAUGUGAGAAAUUUUUUGCCGGGAAAAGAGAACUUGUCCGUCAUCAGAGAAUUCACACAGGAGAGAAACCAUUCUCAUGUUCUGAAUGUGGAAAAUGUUUUGUUCGUAAACCAGAGCUUGUCAGUCAUCAGAGAACUCACACAGGAGAGAAACCGUUUUCAUGUUCUGAAUGUGAAAAAUGUUUUCGGCAACAUUCAAAUCUUGUCCGUCAUCAGAGAAUUCACACAGGAGAGAAACCGUUCUCAUGUUCUGAAUGUGAAAAAUGUUUUGGGCGACAUUCAAAUCUUGUCAGUCAUCAAAGAACACACACACGAGAAAAAACAUUCUCAUGUUCUGAAUGUGGAAAAUGUUUUGUCGAAAAGGCACAGCUGGUCCGUCAUCAGAGAAAACAUACAGGAGAGAAACCAUUCUCAUGUUCUGAAUGUGGAAAAUGUUUUGUCGAAAAGGCACAGCUGGUCCGUCAUCAGAGAAGUCACACAGGAGAGAAACCAUUCUCAUGUUCUGAAUGUGAAAAAUGUUUUGGGACAAACGCAAAUCUUGUCUGUCAUCAGAGAACACACACAGGAGAGAAACCGUUUACAUGUUCUGAAUGUAAAAAAUGUUUUGGGACAAAUGCAAAUCUUGUCUGUCAUCAGAGAACACACACAGGAGAGAAACCAUUCUCAUGUUCUGAAUGUGGAAAAGGUUUUAACACAAAUGCAGAGCUUGUCCGUCAUCAGAGAAUUCACACAGGAGAGAAACCGUUCACAUGUUCUGAAUGUGGAAAAUGUUUUGGGCAACUUUCAACUCUUCUUAGACAUCAGAGAACACACACAGGAGAGAAACCAUUCUCAUGUUCUGAAUGUGAAAAAUGUUUUGGGACAAACGCAAAUCUUGUCUGUCAUCAGAGAACACACACACAGUAG